UUUUUUUAAAAGAAAAAAAAUUUUUUUUUAAUUAAAAAAUGGACAAAAAUGGAAGAAAAGUAAUUGUUGUGGAUAACGGGACUGGGUUUGUAAAAUGUGGCUAUGCUGGAUCAAACUUCCCCGAUUUUAUUUUUCCUUCAGCUGUAGGUAGGCCUUUAGUUCGUUCAAAUACUCAACAAAUAAUUAAUAAUAGGCCAAUCAAGGAUUUGAUGGUUGGGGAAGAAUGCACAGAUGCUAGACACUUGCUUGAUGUAAACUACCCGAUGAGUAAUGGAAUAGUUAAAAGUUGGGAAGAUAUGGGACACUUGUGGGACUAUACGUUUGGACCGGAAAAGAUGGAUAUUGACCCGAAGGAUUGUAAACUCCUGCUAACUGAACCUCCACUAAAUCCGCAUAGCAACAGAGAAAAAAUGUUUGAAGUUAUGUUUGAACAGUAUGGAUUUCAUGCAGUUUUUAUAGCUAUACAGGCUGUUUUGACCCUCUACGCUCAAGGACUCCAUACUGGUGUGGUUAUUGAUAGCGGCGAUGGAGUGACUCAUAUUUGUCCAGUUUUUGAAGGAUUUGCUUUAAGCCAUCUUACAAAGAGAUUGGAUGUUGCUGGAAGAGAUAUUACUAAACAUUUGAUUAAGCUUCUACAAUAUCGUGGAUAUGCUUUCAACCACUCUGCAGAUUUUGAAACUGUUAGGCAAUUAAAAGAGAAAUUUUGUUAUGUGGCAUACGAUGUAGAGAAGGAACAAAAACUUGCCUUAGAAACAACAGUUUUGACUGAAACAUAUACGCUUCCAGAUGGUCGAAAUAUAAAAUUGGGUGCUGAACGGUUUGAAGCACCAGAAAUUCUUUUUCAGCCGCAUUUGGCUAAUGUGGAAAGGCUUGGACUGUCUGAACUACUUUUUCAAGUUAUACAGUCUGCGGAUAUUGACACUCGCCUUGAAUUUUACAAACGUAUAAUCCUAUCUGGAGGCACCACAAUGUACCCAGGCUUGCCUUCCCGAUUGGAACGUGAAGUAAAGCAACUUUAUUUGGAAAGGAUUUUGAAGGGAAAUACGGAGGCCUUUCAGAAAUUCAAAAUUCGAAUUGAUGCACCUCCUAAACGAAAACAUUUGGUAUUUCUUGGAGGGGCUGUACUUGCUCAUUUGAUGCGAGAUCAUGAUGAGCAAUGGAUAACAAAAGCAGAUUUUGAGGAAAAAGGAAUAGCUUAUUGUAUGAAAAAAUUGGGCCUUACAAAAUGAAAAAAAGUUUAUUUUU
This is a messenger RNA of Meloidogyne enterolobii, 1245 nucleotides long. Lineage: Eukaryota; Metazoa; Nematoda; Chromadorea; Rhabditida; Meloidogynidae. The record is from the annotation of a GenBank genome assembly.